AUGCGGCAUGGCCGCGGUCCCUACCGCCUCCCACCAUGCCACCCAUCGGAACGAACAAAACCUUGUCACUGUUCUUACCGAGUCGCUCCACGUCAGAGCCUCUCAUACUUCACACCCACCCUCUCUCGCGCGUCGCUCCACGUCAUCCUCCUCAUCAUCGGCACGCUUCUCUCUUCUCUCUCGCUUCCCGGCUCGCGCACUCGCGACGCCGCUGCUCCGCGCCUCGCGCUAGCGCAAGGAGGCGAGGCCGCGUCCCUAAAAUCCGCGUUUCUCGUUGGCGCGUGGUCGGAGGCGUACGGGCUGGGCGGAGACUCUGUGCUCCCCCCUUCCGCCGUCUCCCUUCCCCCCGGCGUGCCUGCUGCGCCGCACCUGGAGGACUGCGCGCGAGUGAGCGCGGAGCGAGAGGCGUGGGAGCGGAGAGGCGCGCGGGGAGAGGAGCCCGCUUGGACCCGCGGGGGCCCAAGGCAGGCGGAUGCUGCUGCUGCCAGUGGUGCUUCCCCUGGGUGCUCGGGGCAAGCGCAGGGGGAGGAGGUCCCGCAGCCGCCAUGGAUCAGAGGGCCCGAUGCAGCCAAUCUGCCACUGACACGUGUCGUGCAGAGAGACAUCUGGCGCAACCAGUUCCCACCUGGGGAUUGCACUGAUAGGCGCCUCCUCGUAGCCCACUGGGCCAAAUCCACGUCGCACGGCGUUGGCUCCCAGAUCCACUAUCUGAGCGCGCUGCUGAGCGUGGCGAUGCGCCACAACCGCACCCUCGUGGCUCAACCUGAUGCCUUUGACCGCGCUCGCACCCCCUCCUGUGAAGCUGCGGGUCACAACAGCCAAUGGGAGUGCUUCUUCUUCCCCCCCGCCUCGUCAGCGUGCCGCCACGUCAUCCAACACGCGCUGAUGCAGAACCUUGAGAACAUCCCCUGGGCCAAGGACGACCCUGCUGACGUGGCAGCACUGGACGAUCCAAUCGUAAUCGUUGGUUACACCAACCCAACGAUGCUUUUCAUGGAAUCUGGAGCGGCAGACCUCUGGGGUGACGCCUACCUGGCCUCGCCCUGCACUGUGCAGCUGAACGGCAAACUCGCAGCUCUUUCUGGACCUCAACGCAAGGUGCAUUGGUGGCGGGCGCAGGCGGUGCGAUUCAUCAUGCGAUGGCCGUCGUUUCAUCUCUGCCACGUCACCAACCAGGAGAGGCACCGCGCCUUCGGCAUGCUCGCAGCCAAUCACGUCGUUCGCUUCCUGCACACCCAAUCAGAAACCCUCUCCUCCUUCUCUCACAGCACCGCCCCUGCUGCUGCCGCCUUUGCCGCUGCCGCUUCUGCCGCACCUAUUGCUCUCAGCGUCCCAGCCAAUGCUACUGACUGGGAGGCAAGGAGGAGAAGAGCGGCAGAUCGGUUGGCGGCUCUAGCUAGUUCCUCCUCCUCCUUCCUCUCAGACGCCACUGGCAGAGCCACAGGGGGCGGUGAGAGUGCCAACGGCUCGGAUGCCAGCUGGUUGCUGGGAGUGCAGGAGCCGUACAUGCCGCGGCCUAUAGUGAGUCUGCAUGUAAGGGGUACGGACAAGUUUGCAGAGAUGGGGCUGACCUCUCUGGACUCCCACAUCUUCCACAUCAACCGCCUCCGCCACCAUGGGCUCGACCUCUCCCACGUCUGGCUCAACACCGAGACUCAGGCCAACGUGGACCGAGCGGUGGCGGAUCACCUCUCCUGGAGUUUCUUCUACUCGUCCAAUGCGCGGCAGCAGGAAGCGGUGGGGGGACUGCGGGAGUAUGAGUGGGCGCAGUCGGUGGCGGUGAGCUUGGCGAGCGUGCUGAUCGCUGCGCAGUGCGAUUACUUCGUCGGCAGCCUCGGCUCCAACUGGAGUCGCCUCAUGAACGAGCUUCGCUCCACCAAUGGCCGGCUGGGUGCUGGAUUCAUUGCUGACAAUGUUGAGGAAUGGUGA
Closterium sp. Naga37s-1 is the source of this 1929-nucleotide messenger RNA. The record is from the annotation of a GenBank genome assembly. Lineage: Eukaryota; Viridiplantae; Streptophyta; Zygnematophyceae; Desmidiales; Closteriaceae.